Molecule: messenger RNA, 5492 nt
Organism: Echinops telfairi (small Madagascar hedgehog)
Lineage: Eukaryota; Metazoa; Chordata; Mammalia; Afrosoricida; Tenrecidae
Gene: CEP164
Product: centrosomal protein 164
Molecular function (GO): protein binding
Source: RefSeq, a predicted model, not a curated record
GCGUCCCUGGAAGCGGGGACCCGGGGUGGUGCUGGGGACGCUGCGCAGAGGCCGGAGCCAUCGCCCAGAGCCUCUUGAAGUUGGGGACAGCUCACUGGGACCCUGGUGUCCGAGCCCAGAGGAAACAUGGCUGGACGACCCAUCCGCAUAGGAGACCAGCUGGUUCUGGAGGAAGACUAUGAUGAAACCUACAUGCCUAGUGAGCAAGAGAUUCUUGAAUUUGCAAGAGAGAUUGGCAUUGACCCCAACAAAGAACCAGAACUGAUGUGGUUGGCACGGGAGGGCAUUGUGGCCCCACUGCCCAUGGAGUGGAAACCAUGCCAGGACAUCACAGGUGAUAUUUACUACUUCAACUUUGCCAAUGGGCAGUCCACCUGGGACCAUCCUUGUGAUGAGCACUAUCGGAAUCUGGUCAUCCAAGAGCGGGGGAAGCUGUCGACUGGGGCCGUCAAGAAGAAGGAGAAGAAGAAGAAGAAGGAGAAGAAAGACAAGAAGGACAAAGAGACUUCCAGAAGUCCCCUGGCCUUGGGGUCCUCGCUGGCUCCAGUCCACAUACCUCUCGGGGGCCUGGCUCCAUUACGAGGCCUGCUGGAUGCCCCACCCCCUGCUCUUCGUGGCUCUCCACGUGCGAACCUGGGCAGCUCGAUGGAGUCCAGUCUGCUCGGAGAUGUCCCGCUGCCUCUGCAGGGUCUCAAGAUGCCUACGGUUCCAAAGGGUCUCUUGGAGUCCAUUCAUGAGGAUAAGAACAGCCUCAACCUCUUGGCUGUAGGGGAGGAGGCCAACGAGGAGGACAGUGACAACCAGAGUCUCCACAGCUCCAGUGAGCUGCUUAAGAACCUGCACCUGGACAUUGGGGCGUUGGGCGGCGACUUUGAGUAUGAGGAGUCUCCCAGAACAAGCAAGCGAGAAGAGAAGAAAGAUGCGUCUCUUGAUUCCAGUGCUGCUGGCCCCCCUACUCCUGGCAAGCUCUUUAGCCAAGGUGCAGAUAGCAGCCUGAGCAGUGCCGAUGGCCAUGCGCAAUCGGGAAAGGGGGGUUGGCUCCCAGGAAAAGAAGACAAGGAGACAAGUGAUGCCGGGGCCUCCAGGAACCAGGUGACUGCCAGGCUGGAUCCAGAGGGCGGUCAGUCUGCCAGAUCCUCGGAAAAGGAGGCACCCGUGGACCUGGUGGAUGCAGGAGAGGAAGGCUUCAGUAAGGACGAGGCAGCAGAGGAGCCCCGAAGGGAAGCUUCCUCCCUGAAAGAGAGAUCAGACGCCAGUGAAGCGUCAGAGAUCAGCGAACACAUGCAGGAGCGGCCCUUGUCAGAGUCCACCGCCUCGGAGUCCCGGUCCUUCCUUGACCUGGACUUCGGUUUUCGCAGCCGGAUCACAGAGCGCCUGCUGGCUGUGGAUGUGCUUCGGCCGGCCCUGGAGGGCACCCUCUGGGAGGCCCAGGCCAUGGGAGGAGAGGACAAGGCCGACAGCCCGUCCAGCCAGGAUGAGUUACAGAGCGUGCAGUCCAAAGGCUCCGAGAGGUUACCGCCUUCGCUGCUGCAAGGGGAGUGUAUCCCAAGCCCCCUUCCCUGCCAGCCCCCCAGGGGCCAGCCUGAGCAGGAGGAGGCCGGGAAGCCUGGGGAGGACUUGGCAGGAGGCCGCACCCUGCCGGAUUCCCUCCCGAGGGAGCAGGUGCCCGGCCUGCGUGGCACCCAGGAGAGGGGCUUGGAGCAGCGUGCGCAGGCCGAGGUGGGGGCGGGGCAGGAAGAGGCCGAGGAGCCCGAGGAGCAGGUGGCGGCCAGCCCCACCCGGCCAGUCUCCCCCGAGGUGCGGUCCGUGGAGCCUGCAGACGCCCCAGCGCAGCUCGGGGAGGCUGCUGUGGAGGCCAUGGAGGAGGCAGCCGCACAGGAGCUGGAGCAGGACGGGAGGCCGCCGCCGGAGUCUCGGCCAGCGCGGUUGCAGCAGUCUCCGGAGAAGCUGUGGCAGGAGGAGACGCUCCGGCUCCACCAGCAGCAGGAGAAGUCUCUCAGCUCCCUGAAGGAACAGCUGCAGAAGGCCAUGGCAGAGGAGGAGGCCCAGGUGAGAGAGGAGGAAAGACAGCGGCUGUCCCAGCUCCGGGCCCAGCUCCGGGCCAGUGCGGAGGCAGAGGAACAUCGAAUGAGGGUGGAGCAAGAGGCUUCCCUGCGGAGGCUGAGGGAAGAACUGGAGUCCCUGCAGGAGGCUGAGAGGGCCACCCUGGAGCAGGGAAGCAGGCGGAUGCUGGAGCAGCUCAAGGAGGAGACGGAGGCUUCCCAGAAGAGAGAGCAGGCCGCCCUGAGGGCCGAGCAGGAGAAGGCCCUGCAGCGGCUGAGGGAGCGGCUGGAAGAGGAGCAGAAAGAUGCUGUGGCCGAGCUGGAGAAGGAGCACAGGGCCUCACUGGAGCGCGUCCGGGCCUCACUGCAGGCUGAGCACAGAGAGGUGGUUUCUAGCCUGCAGAAGAAGGUGGGAGAAGCCCCGCUGCAGGAGAGCCUCGGGCAGGAGCAGCGAGCGCAUCAGAAAGCUCACCAAGUGAUGGAGUAUGAGCAAGAGCUCAGCGACCUCCUGAGAGAGAAGCGCCAGGAGGUGGAACGGGAGCAUGAGCGGAGGCUGGGCAAGCUAAAGGAGGAGCACCAGCAGAGGCUGGCUGAGAGGAGACAACAGUACGAAGCAGAGGAGCGGGAGCAGCGGGCUGAGCUCCUGGGCCACCUGACUGGGGAGCUGGAUCGGCUGCGGGGGGCUCACGAGCGAGAGGUGGAGGCCACGCGGCAGGAGCAGGAGCGGCAGCGGGAGGCCCUGUGGCGCCGGCACCGGGAGCAGGAAGAGAAGCUGCAAAAGUUAGAGGUGGACCUUGAAGCCAGAACUAAAGACCUCAAGGGCAGACUGGCUCAUUUGGACACCCAGGAGGAGACCGCCCUCAGGGACAAGCAGCAGCUCCUGGAUGUACAGAGACAGCGGUUGCUGGAAAGCGAGGAAGCUGCAGCUAUCCAUCAGCAUCUGCAAGAGGCUAAGGAGGAAGAGGCCCGGCUGCUGGAGUCCCGCCAGCAGCUACAGAGAGUGCUCAGUGAACUGCAGGCCCGAAAGCUGGAGCUGGAGGCUCAGGUGGAGCAGCUACAGAGAAAGCUCAGCGACCUGGAGGCUGAAGUUCAGAGGAAGCAGGAAGUGCUGGAUGAGCUGGCAGUCAAGGAGAGUAAUGCUUCCCCACGCUUGGAGCCCGAUCUCCACAUUGAGGACCUGAGGAAGUCGCUUGGGACAAGCCAGACCAAAGAGGUGUCCUCUUCUCUCUCCCAGAGCAAGGAGGAGGGCGACGACGCGUCCUUGGACAGUGUCCGGCACUACCUCUCCUCCGAGGGCUUGGCCCUCCGGAGUGCCAAGGCAUACCUGGUGCAGCAGACGCGCUCUCUGCGGAGGCGGCAGACGGCGCUGAAGGCUGCCCAGCAGCACUGGCGCCAGGAGCUGGCCAGCGCUCCAGAUGCCGCCAAAGACCCGCCUGGCACUGAGGUUCUGGACGAUGUGCGCAAGAACCUGAAGGAGGAGACUAGGCACCUGGGAGAGAUGAAAUCUGCCGUGCGGAGAACUCAGGACCUGCUGAGGAAGAAGGAGGAAAGGCUGACCCAGCUGGAGGCCUCUCUCCGCGAAGAGGCCUCAGAGGAGGACACUCUGAGAGGAGCCUCGGCCAAGAAGGCGGUGACCUUCGACCUCAGUGACCUGGAAGACCUGAGCAGCACAAGUUCUGAGUCUUCCUCGCUGCCUCAGAUCCCUGGGAUGCAGAGCCCCGACUUCCACAUCAAGAUCCACUGUCUGAGCAGCUCCCUGCAGCACGUCAACAGCGAGCUGCAGGGGGCCCUUAGCCUGCUCAGCAGCCUCGGUGCCCAGCCCCGACCCCCGCUCCUCACCUCCACGCCGGCACCACGCACCGUCAAGGGUGCCCCUGCUCCCACCUACCCUGCCCUGCCCAGUCUCUCGGUCCCAGCCCCGGCUACACCCAUGCCCACCCAGUGGGCCUGGGACUCGGGGCUGGGCCCCAGGCUCUCCUCCUCCGUUGCUCAAACAGUGGAUGACUUCCUGCUGGAGAAGUGGCACAAGUAUUUCCCAAAUGGCGUUCCGGUCCUCAGCAGCAGCCCUGCCCCCCUGGAGAACAGGCUGGGCUACGUGUCAGCCAGGGAGCAGCUCCGCCUCCUGCCGCGCUCACACCCCCACCUGUCCCAGGUGGGCAGUGGCAGCUUCCUGGGCGGGAUGGAGGCCAACCAGAAGUGGCUCACGCAGUUCAAGAGCGACCCCAGGGCGUGUCAAUUCUUGGAGCCCCAGCGGGCGGCCACCCCCAGUCUGCUGCAGCUGGGCCUGGACGAGACCAACACCCUGAGGGUCUACCGCUACUGAGGCCCCAGACCAAGUGCCUGACACCCUGCCUGCACUUUACCCUGCACAGCCAGCCCCUGGCCCCGCACUGCUGGUCCACCCCUCAGGCCAUGGAGGGACGCCCGACCCCGGCGGGGUGCAAGGACAGGCAGCCCAAGACCCCGGGGCGCGGCACCGAUCUCAGGCGGAGCAGGAGGGCUUUGGAAGCCAGCAGCUUCUGGAAGCACUGGCAUGAGGACAGGAUGAGGUGGGUAGCUGAGGGGGCACCAGCACGUGGACCUUUGGGGAGAAGGUCAGCAUUCCAGGAGUAGCCUUUGAAGGCCAAGCGAACCCCUUUGGACCUGGCUGGCCCCUCGACCGGUGGGGCACUGCUCAGGGCUUGGUCCUCGUCAGCUCAGGAGGAUGCAGCCCCAAGUCAGGGGGCCCCUCCUGGCUCUCCAAUACCUCAGCAGCAUAGGCAUCCGGCCUUCUCCUCUCCCAGGCUCCUGUUCUUGAGCCCCUGCUUCCCCAUUGACUCUCAGGGUUGGGCUCCACUGCCUGGGCCUAUCAAUCUCUGUCACCCAGCUGGCCUUUCGCUCCCUCAGUCGCGCUCCCUGGGGCCAGCCACUAGACUCGCCGUCUCUUACCUCACCCACUGGGCUCCCAGCACUGCAGCACAUAUAACAGUUCAGCUAUCCACAGGUGCCAUCCCCUGCCCCUUGCCCCUCAAUCCCAGUGAGGGACCUUGUACCCAUUGGCAUUGCUACCAUUUGACCCAGGCUACCAUUUUGAUCCAGGUCCCCCCACUUCCCAUCAGUGAGUUCCUCUGGAGGUCUGCAGGGGAUGGUCUCCGGCAUCUGUCUCCUCGUUUAAACAAAAUGCCCCUCUGUCUGGUCUUCAAAGCUCUGGGGUUGCUCUUGCUUCCACAAGGCACCGCCGGCACUUCUCCCUCCCACCACUCAUUUUGAAUAAGAAACUAAGAUUCAAAUGGCUUUUUUUAUUAAACACUUGGACAUUUUGGGCUCCGGCCGCCCAGCCACGCCAGCAGCACCCCUUUGUGGCUGGGGCCCAUCCGUCGCGUGUGCUUGGGGAGUGUGAGCGCGCGCGUGCUGACCACCAGCUCUGUGACAUCCUGCGUUCCCUGCACCCAUUAAAGUGCUGCAGCUCCA